This is a messenger RNA of Mizuhopecten yessoensis (Yesso scallop), 1997 nucleotides long. RefSeq names its product acetyl-CoA acetyltransferase B, mitochondrial-like. Bases 99 to 1343 code for a protein of 414 amino acids. The record is from RefSeq and is a predicted model, not a curated record. Lineage: Eukaryota; Metazoa; Mollusca; Bivalvia; Pectinida; Pectinidae. Gene Ontology annotation, molecular function: acetyl-CoA C-acetyltransferase activity. Gene Ontology annotation, biological process: fatty acid beta-oxidation. The transcript is spliced from 12 exons.
CGGAACAUUUCUGACAUGUUCAUACGUACCAUGUGUUACGUCCCGACCUUGUAAUUUCUUGGUUGUGUCCUACCCCCUGCGUGUUGUAAACAAAAAACAUGAGCUUCCGAGCUUUAGGCAGACUUGUACAGAAGUCAAAUGGACAAUGUGUCCGGUCUUUCAGCAAAAUCAGCGGAUUAAAUGACGUUGUGAUCGUGAGUGCUGUGAGGACACCCAUAGGAUCGUUCCUCAGCAGUCUCUCAGAACUCUCUGCCCCAAGGCUUGGCUCUGUCGCCAUCAAGGAAGCUAUCAACAGAGCAGGGAUUGACGGUGAUGCUGUGAAUGAGGUGUAUAUGGGAAAUGUUUGUCAGGCUGAUGAGGGACAGGCACCAUGUCGACAGGCUACCCUGGGAGCUGGUCUGCCAAUCACCACUCCAACCACGGCCAUAAACAAAGUGUGUGCCUCCGGUAUGAAGUCAGUCAUGUUGGCCAGUCAGAGUCUCAUGUGUGGACAUCAGGAAGUGAUGGUGGCAGGUGGGAUGGAGAGCAUGUCCAAUGUUCCCUACUACAUGACUCGGGGGCAGACACCCUACGGCAAGGUCGAGCUUAGGGAUGGUAUCGUGUCAGACGGCCUUACAGACGCUUAUGACCACAUCCACAUGGGUGUAUGUGCUGAGAACACUGCCAAGAAGUAUGGGAUCAGUCGGGAGGAACAGGACGAGUACGCCAUUAGGAGCUACAAACUCAGCCAGAAGGCUGCCUCCGAGGGCGUGUUUGAAAAGGAAAUGACACCAGUAGAAAUUCCUAAGAAGAAAGGUGAUCCAGUUGUUGUCAGUACUGAUGAGGAGUACAAGAAGGUCAAAUUUGAUAAAUUUGCAUCACUACGGACAGUAUUUCAGAAAGAUGGGACCAUCACAGCGGCCAAUGCCAGUACUCUCAAUGAUGGAGCAGCUGCCCUGGUGUUAAUGACAGCACAGGCUGCGGAACGACACGGGGUCAAACCUCUGGCCAGGAUCGUGGGUUUUGCUGAUGCGGCUAUCGCCCCGAUUGACUUUUCCACGGCACCUGCCCAUGCUAUCCCCAAAGUUCUGGCCAACACCGGGGUCAAAAAGGAGGACAUUGACAUGUGGGAGAUCAAUGAGGCCUUCAGUGUGGUCAUUCUGGCCAACGUCAAAGAGCUGGACAUUGAUAUGAACAAGAUGAACAUCCAUGGUGGAGCUGUCAGCAUCGGUCAUCCCAUAGGAAUGUCUGGAGCUCGUAUCACUGGUCAUUUGGUCCACAAUCUUCAGCCGGGACAGAAGGGAAUGGCAGCCAUUUGUAACGGUGGGGGUGGCGCAUCAGCCAUCUUGAUUGAGAAAUUAUAAUCAUGGACAAAAUUAAAACCAAAAAAUUGUGAUACAGAUUGACUAUGAGUUCCAGUAACAAAGUGCUUUGACUUGUACAGAAAUCAUUACAGAAGUGUGAGAGUGACAGUCUAAGGUUGAUCAACUUUAAUAUAGGUCUCAUAAGACCAUGUAUCUAGUACACAUUUUGUAAAUUAUAUAUGCACAUUUCAUCAGAAGACAGAGGAAUGUAUUUCAUCUAUAUAAUAGUUUCAUUUGCUGAUCUCUCUGGGUUUCUUACAUUACAUCUUCUCUACAUCCCACAAGAUUUAGUUCUCAAUUUUUGAGAAUAUUUAACAGUUUUUCCUUGAUUUUGACGUCAUUUUGUUACAUCCACUGCAUUUUGUUAUAAGUUUUGUUUUACAGGAUGACUUGGGAUAUGUAAUAAUACCAUGAUGAAAGAAUUACAAAAAUCUGCUGAAUACUUUAGUAAGUGGGAUAAAAAAAGCGUGAAAUUAAUCAUUUGCAGUGCAUAAAGAAAUAUCAAAAUAAGAAACAUUAGCCUUGUAUCAAUGGAUCUGUAAUGUGACACACAGCUAAAUUGUUUUGAUAUGAUAUUAAAUGUUGAUGUGAUAUACAAUGAAUCUCUUGUUCAUGAUCAAUGACUACAUAUCAAUAAAAGGGGGAAAAACACUU